This is a messenger RNA of Knipowitschia caucasica, 261 nucleotides long. The record is from the annotation of a GenBank genome assembly. NCBI's taxonomy places the organism in Eukaryota, Metazoa, Chordata, Actinopteri, Gobiiformes, Gobiidae.
AUGCUGUGUCCGGUUUGGUCCAGUUUGGUCCAGUUAAUGAGCAGCUUCACACGAGGAGGGGUCACCGUCACCAAACCCCGGCCUCUGAUGGGAGGCUCCACAGACACUGAGUAUUUGUGGGUUUCAACAACACCAAACUCCGAAACCAACUCAAGGUCCAAUCACAUCUGGAAACAUCUGCAGAGAGAAACCAGACAGAAGCAGCUGCGAGAGGAGGAGGGUCAUGACGGGAACUCACUCAGAGCAAAGGAAAUGAAAUGA